AUGAGAAAGCACCGGAAGUCCAAUGUCUCCGGCAGAGUUUAUAAUUCAUACAACCACAUCUUUGGUAAAAAGCCCGAAGACAAUGAGGAUCAGGAAAAGCAAACUCCACACGAGAUAGUUGAUUUGUUAUUUGAAAAACUUUUGAGUGUGGUUGCUCCAUUACCACUGGAUUACGAGGAUGCCCACACGAAACAAUUGCUCGAACGAAUUGAGGCACAAAAGUUGAAGAUUCCAUUGAGUUACCAUGUACUUUCCACAAACCUGGUACUUCUCAAUUCUAGGUUGAGUGGUGUGUUCAACAUGAUUGAUUCAAUAGCCCUCUUCCUUCGAUGGCAUAAUCCGUUUUUGACAAUAGGAGGACUGUUGGGGGUAACGCUUUUGAUAUUAAAACCAAUACUAAUUUGCAUUACGCCGUUGUUCUUACUCGUCAUCUAUGUCUUAGUACCCCUGUACCUUCACAUAUACCCUCCAGAUAACAAUUGCGUUCGCAAUGGGCUAUUGCAGUACAAUCCCAUCCCUGCAUCAAUGCCUUUGGAGAAGUACCAUAUACCUACUCCAGUCCCUCAGUUUAGUCGUGAGUUUCUCGUGAAUAUGACUGACUUACAGAAUAACCAAUUGUAUUUCGUUACUCUAUGGGAUGCAAUGGUAUGGCUUACAAGGGACUAUCUAUAUUUCAAAGAUGAGAAUGUCAGCACUCUUUUGUUUAUUGGAGCCUUUUUUGUAUCAAUAUUGAGCUUGUACGUGGUACCUUACUGCUUUUUUUGGAUGGUGGCGCAUCCUUCUUUUGUCAAGCUGUGGAUCCUUCUCAUGUAUUGGACCAUAAUUACUGGUAUACACCCACACUUUCGAUCGCGGAUACUUCAAUGGCUAUGCAGUGAGGAGACACGCUUGCGAUUUCAAGCUCGCACGAACCGAGUGGAACAGGUAUUGGAGAACGUGUUGAUCGCUCCUAACGCGGAGUUAAACCAUGAUGUUCGUCAAGUUGAGGUGUUUGAGAUACAAGAAUUGAACCGAGAAACGCGAACUUGGUCACCUUUGGGCUAUUCAAAUGUGUUUUUCACACAUAACAGUAACUUGCGCCGACUUCAUAAAAACCUUGCACAAGAAGAAAAUUCUCAAGAUGUCAGGGUCGACUUGGGAUGUCAAACCAAUUUAGAGUCGGUCCUACCACCGAUCCACUGGGUGUUCAUGGACGACAAAUGGGUGCUUGAUCUUGAUGCCCAAGCUUGGGUUAAUGAAUACUUUGUGAAUGACAUGGUCUCUAUUGAUGAUGGAGAAAAAUGGGCCUACGACAUCGAGAUGCCCAAUACGAUGGUGUACCGAAGGCGAAGGUGGAUCAGAACUGUGCGGCGACAAACGUGGGAAGAUCGUCGGAAGCAUCCUUAG
Messenger RNA from Diutina rugosa, 1386 nucleotides. RefSeq lists its product as uncharacterized. Lineage: Eukaryota; Fungi; Ascomycota; Pichiomycetes; Serinales; Debaryomycetaceae. The transcript has a single exon. Gene Ontology annotation, biological process: peroxisome organization. The record is from RefSeq and is a predicted model, not a curated record. Bases 1 to 1386 code for a protein of 461 amino acids. Gene Ontology annotation, cellular component: peroxisomal membrane.